This is a messenger RNA of Puccinia triticina, 675 nucleotides long. RefSeq lists its product as uncharacterized. The record is from RefSeq and is a predicted model, not a curated record. Bases 1 to 675 code for a protein of 224 amino acids. The transcript is spliced from 4 exons. Lineage: Eukaryota; Fungi; Basidiomycota; Pucciniomycetes; Pucciniales; Pucciniaceae.
AUGAGUUCAUAUCAAAGUCUACAUGAGACGUUUUUCCGCAUCAACAAUAGCGCAGGCGACGAGAACCUAAUUUUCCAAGGCGCAGUGAAAAUUUAUGGAAUUGAUCGCGAGACGACGACCGAAGGGCAAUUCAUCAAUUACAAACUCCUCUUAACGGUCCCUAGAGGAAUCAUGCGCGUGAAUAAUCACAAUCCGGCUAUCACCUCGAGAAUCGCAGUGGUCCUCAAAUCCCCAAAUUUGACCGAAUACGGAUAUAGUCUCUCUGCAGGAGAUUCCUAUACGAUAUCGGGAAACAUCAACGCUGAUGAGAGUGGUAAUCAGAUCUUCGAGCUUAACCCGCUUUUGGCCCGACGCCACAUGCCUGUUAUUUGCCCGUUUCUCUUCAACAGAAUGAUAGUUGAAGGCCGAGGGUCUAUACAAGAAGUAUUUUCUGUUUCGAAAGAUGAUCAUUCCGCGCCCGCUUAUUCAGAGUUCAAUAUUAAUAUCCUGACCCCAGAUGCUGUCUCAGUGUUGAACCUAACUGUGAUUGUCAAAACGGCGGACGUACCAGAAGAGUUAAAGAGCCAAUAUGCUGUUGGCGAUAUCGUAAAAUUUCGAGGAUACUUAAGUCGCGGUGACGGCUCACAGAGGCCUCUUGUUGUUGAGGUCAUAAGCCAUGCGGCAGUUAGGCUGUAA